UCACCAGAGGAGCAGGCCUGUGCAUUGGGCAGCGACGGGUUAAACACUGGACUGGUGGGGCCGAAGUUGCCGACAGGCCCAAGCAGGGAGGGAGGGACAGACUGACCACAGACUAGCUGCUCUGCAGGUCAGCGGGGAAUUGGGCGGUUCCUUCCGCCUGACUUCCCGUCUCCGUGCUGCGGGUCCACACACGGUCAGGGUCGCUGUGGUGGGGUUUAGCCGCAGUAUCUGGUCCACCAUCGUGUCCGAGUCCCGGCCUCUGGAAACAGGUCCGCCACGGGGCGCUGAGUGCCGGCCGGGACGAUGCAGUCCGGAUCGCUGCUCCACGCUGGCUACUCGCACCCCUCACUCCGCGCCUGGCAGACAUGCGCCACCACCUUCACCGCCAACAACCUCAUCUACCCCAUCUUUGUAACUGAUGAUGCGAACGCUGUGGAACCCAUUGCCAGCCUCCCAGGACAAGCCAGGUAUGGAGUCAAUAAGCUGGAGGCGAUGCUGCGGCCUCUUGUCGACCAGGGGCUGGCUUGUGUGUUGAUCUUUGGAGUUCCAACCAAAGUCACCAAGGAUGAGAGAGGGUCAGGAGCAGAUGUUCAGGACACACCGGCCAUCCUGGCCAUUCAGAAACUCCGCAGCACAUUCCCAAAUCUGCUGAUCGCCUGUGAUGUCUGUCUCUGCCCUUACACUGCCCACGGCCACUGUGGAAUACUGCGUGAGGAUGGGACUUUGAACAAUGAAGCAAGCUGCCACCGGCUGGCAGAGGUGGCACUAUCCUACGCCAAGGCAGGUUGUCACAUCGUGGCCCCCUCUGAUAUGAUGGACGGCAGAGUGGGCUCCAUAAAGCAGGCCCUCGUCUCCAAUGACUUGGGAAACAAGGUUUCCCUGAUGAGCUACAGUGCCAAGUUUGCUUCGUGUUUCUAUGGGCCGUUCCGAGACGCUGCCCUGUCCAAGCCGGCCUUUGGAGACCGCAAAUGCUACCAGCUGCCCCCGGGUGCCCGAGGUCUCGCCAUGCGGGCCGUGGGCCGUGACGUGGAGGAGGGGGCCGACGUGCUGAUGGUGAAGCCGGGAAUGCCGUACCUGGACAUGAUACGUGAGGUGAAGAACAAGUAUCCCAGCCACCCGCUGGCAGUGUACCACGUGUCGGGGGAGUUUGCGAUGCUGUGGCACGGGGCCCAGGCGGGGGCGUUUGACCUGCAAACGGCCGUAAUGGAGGCACUGACCGGCUUCAGGAGGGCAGGAGCUGAUAUCAUCAUCACCUACUAUGUGCCGCAAAUCCUGAGCUGGCUGAACAAGGCUUGAUGUUGCUCUGCCUGGACACUGGACACAUGCAAGGCUCGCUCCCCCCCUCCUGCACCCAUCCUCAGCCCCCCCAGCCUGCUCCAACCAACCUCCACUCUCCCCUGCCAGGUAGUUUGUCAGACACCAGCCUUUACACCUGAACUCUAGUGUUGAACAGAGAGAGAGAUACACAGAUGUUUAGCGCCUCUCGUGUGUGGUCACAUUAUGUUUUUGAAUGAAUCUGACCAAGAGGAA
Amblyraja radiata (thorny skate) is the source of this 1530-nucleotide messenger RNA. It is a transcript of the gene alad, whose product is annotated as aminolevulinate dehydratase. Gene Ontology annotation, biological process: heme biosynthetic process. The coding region runs from base 304 to 1296 and encodes 330 amino acids. Gene Ontology annotation, molecular function: zinc ion binding; porphobilinogen synthase activity. Gene Ontology annotation, cellular component: cytosol. The transcript has 12 exons. Lineage: Eukaryota; Metazoa; Chordata; Chondrichthyes; Rajiformes; Rajidae. The record is from RefSeq and is a predicted model, not a curated record.